GAGACACAGAGAGAGAAAGUGGAACAGGAAGAGACAGAACCGACACGACGGCCGAACACACACCGACACACACCGAGGGGAGACUUCUCCAGAGCUCAGUGGCCAUGUCUAAAGCCACGGUCAAGAAGCUCCACUGGCGCUCCAAGGUCCAGGAGAGCUUCGUUCCGCUGGGCGCCGGCGCCGGCUCCGGAGAGCUGGGUCUGGCCGUCGGAGGCGGAGCUGAUUAUGGAGAGUUUCCCUUUGUCACCGCCGCCCCUGGGGGCGGGGCCACGGUGGGUGACAUCAUCCUGGAGAUCGGGGGGACGCCAGUGUUGGGGAUGACGUUGGGCGAUGUCCGAGGAGUCCUGAACUCCUGUCCUCAUCCAAUCAGAAUCAAGACUGUGUUCCCAGGUUUGUCUCUGUGUAAAGACCUCAGGUUGUACCUCAGCAAGUGUUUCACUCCGGGUUCCAUGGACAGUCAGCUGCAGCAGCUCAUCAGGGAGAACUUGUACCUGCGCGCUGUGCCGUGUACGACCCGGCAGCCGCGGGACGGCGAGAUCUCAGGUGUGGACUACAACUUUGUGUCCAUCGAGGAGUUCUUCUCUCUGGAGGAGUCCGGAGCGCUUCUGGAGAGCGGCAAGUUCAAAGGGAACUACUACGGAACGCCCCGCCCCGUCCACAUUGGACCAGAGAGCCCUCCAAUCACGUACCAGGAACAUCGCAACCUGCUGAGGAACUUCCGGACCCGGAGCAAGUCUCUGAGCAACCUGGAGAAAGCCGUGGAGGAAGGAGACAACAGCGAGGAUGAUGGCGCGCCGUCAAGCUCGGCCCCGCCCACGGCGCUGCCGCUCAGCCAAUCGUGGGACUCGACAGUCGGGAGUCGGGAGGAAAUAGAGAAUGGAGCCGGAGGAAGAGGAAGAGGAAGAGGAGGAGCUCCACUUCCUGAGAACUGGGAGCUGGCCUACAGCGACUCAGGAGAGCCAUACUACAUCAAUCACAUCUCAAAGACGACCAGUUGGGUGGAUCCUCGAACGCAGAGCAAAGAGUCGACGUCCGCCACAGAACUUCCAGAGUUCACGGACCAGCCGAGCCUUCUGAGAGGUUACUCCAUCCACACCCGGCUCUCCAAAGGUCCUCGAGGUUUCGGCUUCAACAUCGUCGGAGGAAGUCGCCCUCAGGAGUUUCUGCAGGUGUACAGUGUCACACCUGGAGGACCGCCCACUCUCAGUACAGCGGACAUCUUGGUCUACAUCAAUGACUGCUGUGUGCUGGGCCGCUCCCACAAGGAGGUGGUGGAGAUGCUGAAGGCGGUGCCGAUGGGUCAGAGCGUGGAUGUGGUUCUGAGGAGAGGAUACCCCAUGCUCUACAACCCGGACGGCUGUCCCAAACAGAACCUGGAGCCUCAGACUCCCAGCGAUUCCUCCAGCCAGAGCAGAGGCCUGACGCAGCUCACCUUCAGCCGGACGCUGGACGCCAACGGCAGCACGGCAGGUCCAGCACGAACCCCGCCCUCUUAUGCCACUCAGCCAAUGACAAAUGGCCUGGCUGGACCUCCGACCCCCACGUCCUCGGAGGCAUCGCAGGUCCCCCCUCCCUCCGCAGACAGGACUCCACCCAGUCACAGCGACUCUGAUGGCGGUCAAUCAAACAGUGGAACUCGAAGGUCUUCUUUGAUUCGCUACAACAGCAGCACGCUCCCCGCCCUCUCCUCUUCCUCACUCCUCCUGCACCAGAGCUCCAAGUCUUCAGAGAGCGACCUGUCCACAUCCACUCUCCCCAACGUCUCCUCGUCCUCCCACGUGUUGUCCAAGCUGCCCCUCACCCAGAUUGAUUUGGGUCUUCUCCAGGACUUCAGCGCUAGCAGCAGCGACCCCGCCUCCUCCUCCGCUCCUCCUUCUGCUCCCGCUCAGCGCCAACAGAAGUCUCAGACUUCCCUCGCUGCGCCGCCGCCCAGAGACGUUCCCCCUUGCGGCUUCAACGGCUGUCCGGCGAACCACGCGCUGACCCCGUCGUCCUCCAGGGGGCCUGCGGGUCUGGUGCUGCCUCUGGGGUCGGAGGGGUCACCGCUUCGAGGAGAACUGGUCCCGGUGGCUCUGGGUCACAGCGAGAUCGGUGGCCUGGGGUUCAGGGUGACGGCGGGAGGUCAGGGAGGCCAACAGGCGGUGGUGAGGCGGGUUUGGGACCGGAGGCAGUGUCCCUCGCUGCAGGCCGGAGACGUGGUGAUGAAGAUCAACGGAGCCGACGUGCAGAGCCUCAGCUUCACUCAGGUGCAGAGAGUCCUGCAGGAACACACCAAGCAGGGGGAGGUGGUGCUGCUUGUGCAGCGAGGAGGAGGUCCCAUCUCCUCUCCUCUCGUGACCCCUAACCUCUACAAGCCUCUCUCCUCCCCUCACGUCCUGACCACGCCCUCCUCUCCCCCCUCCGCUGACCUGCCGUCCACUGAUGCCCCGCUGGGUGGAGUGCCUCCUCUCAGCCAGGCCGGUUUGGGCCUGGAGACGCCUGCAGGGACCCACCAAGGUUCUCCUGCUCAGACCGCCAUCGGCCCGCCUGUCUCCUCCCUCAUCCAGAGCACCAGCUUCCUGGACUCGGUUCCCGUGACGUUGACCUUGGAGCCCCGUGACCUGCAGGGCGUGGAGGACGGCGGCGGUCCUGUCCGGGGCGGAGGAGCCAAAGAUGGAAGAGUCGGAGCCAAGAUGGUGGAAGUGGAGCUGAGGAGGCGGCCGGGCGAAGGCUUCGGGUUCGUCAUCGCCUCCCAGGAAGUGAGCGGAGCGUCCUCCCUGAUGUCACACCGCUUCGUCACGGUGCGGCGCGGCAGCCCGGCGGCGCGCAGCGGCCAGAUCCGACCCGGAGACCGGCUGGAGGCGGUGGAGGGAAGACCGGUCGCCGCGCUGCAGCACCGGGACCUGGCCCAGAUCCUGAGGAGGGCCGGGAACACGCUGAGGCUGAGCGUGGCCCCGAAGUCGUCCUCCGACGGCACCGACUAUGACACGGACAGACGGCUGGUCAAAGGGCCCAGAGGGAGGUCAAAGGACGAGACCCGGUUCUACAGCGUGGAUCUGGAGCGAGGGCCCACCGGCUUCGGCUUCUCUCUGCGGGGCGGCAGCGAGUACAACAUGGGGCUGUACGUGCUGGGGCUGAUGGACGGGGGGCCGGCGCAGAGGAGCUCCAAGAUACAGGUGUCGGACCAGCUGGUGGAGAUCAACGGCGGCAGCACGGCGGGAAUGACCCACAGUCAGGCGGUGGAGCAGAUCCGCAGAGGAGGAAACCGGAUCCACCUGGUUCUGAAGAAAGGCAACGGAUACGUCCCAGAUUAUGGCCGUGAGGAAGGAGCCCCCACCUCCUCUUCCUCCUCACAGGAGCAGGAGUCCGUCACCAUGGCAACAGCUUCCCUUGGCAGGCGGAGGAGAGGAGGCGGUGGGGGGAGGAGGGCCGGAGUUGCAGGAGUUCCUGACCUGGACCUGGACCUGGUGGAGGAGGAGGCUGAGGAGGAGAGGAGGAAGAUGAGGCGGAGAAGGGAAGAAGAGGAGGAGAUGAAGAGUCAGGCGGUAAGAGAGGGGAGGAGGAGCAGGAGCUUCCCCCGUGACUCCCUGCUGCCAGAAGAGGCGCUGAGGGGGCGGAGCCACACCGUCAGCCACGCAAAGCAUCAUGGGAGCUCUGCUGCAGCUCCGCUGGCGGUGUUCUCCUUCCUCAGGCCUAUGAGCGAUGACGGGCCUCCGUCUGACAGCCAAUUGCCAGCCAGCUUCUUGGAGGUCAGCCAAUCAGCAGCCAGCAUGGUUCCUACGGAGCGAUCUGACUGGAGGAGGGAGCCGGGCAGUGGGCAGGAUCUCUCAUGACGGCUGACCCAGAUUCUGAUUGGCUGCAGUCGGAGUGGGCGGGACUUAGCAGACAGGCUUUCUCUCUGAUUGGUCAGCAGUGAUGUUUAUGCUUCAUAAGGGCUUCUGUGAUUGGCCGCUGAGAGAAGCCCCGCCUCCUGCUGACGGAGCCACACCUCAUUACCCAUCAUGCCUCAUUCUCAAUACUCUGACUACACGUCUCCGCCUUGUACUGUGGUUACCGUGGCAACUGGGCCUGCUGCAUGUUUGGUUGAAGUUCCUCCAGUCUGUAUGCAAAUGGCGGCGCCCCCUGGUGGCCGUAUGUCAGCAUGUGAAUACAACCGGAAUGAUUUUUUAUUUUUGUAACGUGUAAAUGAUCCUGACAUGAUUAUUGAUAUCUGAUAUAUUAUUGAUAUUAGAGAUGAAAAGAAUCUGCUUGCUUGUAAAGAGAAACUAAUGAUUUAACAGAGCCAUAACCACACACACACACACACACACUGAUGUCAGGUCCAGCUGUUCUCCAGCGUCACCAUAGCAACCGUAGCGACAGGAUGACGUGCAGCUCCGGAUCAGAACAAGUGCCUCGUUUGUUUCCUGUUGUCUGUCCGCCAUGCUCCUCCAUGAUGCCCACUGGCCACGCCCACUCACACACACACAGCUUUUCUAUCAAAUAAAGUCCAAGGAAACAUUC
This is a messenger RNA of Xiphophorus maculatus (southern platyfish), 4482 nucleotides long. Its product is annotated as membrane-associated guanylate kinase, WW and PDZ domain-containing protein 1-like. The record is from RefSeq and is a predicted model, not a curated record. The transcript has 21 exons. Gene Ontology annotation, molecular function: protein binding. Gene Ontology annotation, cellular component: cytoplasm. Gene Ontology annotation, biological process: signal transduction. The coding region runs from base 105 to 3812 and encodes 1235 amino acids. NCBI's taxonomy places the organism in Eukaryota, Metazoa, Chordata, Actinopteri, Cyprinodontiformes, Poeciliidae.